Molecule: messenger RNA, 639 nt
Organism: Ectocarpus siliculosus
Lineage: Eukaryota; Phaeophyceae; Ectocarpales; Ectocarpaceae
Source: the annotation of a GenBank genome assembly
AUGACAAAUGCGGGCACCGACCGAUGGCGGUUGGUGCUGUCCGACGGGCAGCACUUCGCACAGUCCAUGCUGGCCACCCAGCAGAACGAGAUGAUCUCCAGCGGUGAUCUGAAGGAGCUGUGCAUCAUCACCCUCAGCGACUACAUCGUCAAUGUCGUACAGAACAAGAGGCUUAUCAUCCUGUUGAAGCUCGACGUUACUUCUGGUCCUACGCCCAAGAUUGGCGACCCGAUCAAUUUCUCGGAGGAUUCUUCGGCGGGGGUGAAGCAAGAGCUGGGAGGCGGCAGCAGCAACAACAACACCGGCAAUUACGGUGGGGGUUCGAAGCCGAACACCGGGGGAUACGGAGCAGGACGGGACGUCAAGCCGAAGGUGGCAAACAACCCCUACGGCGCCGCCAACAAACAGGCGAACAACCCUUACGCAGGCGGCGGUAACAACAACAGCUACGGCGGGGGAGGGGGAAACUACGGCGGCGGGGGCGGGGCGCGGGACGGCGCAGCCAACAACCCUUACGCUAACCGCGGAAGCUCGAACAGCGGGCCGGUGCAGAGGCAAAGCCAGGACAGCGCGUACAUGCCGAUAUCGGCGAUCAACCCCUACCAGAACCGCUGGACGAUCAAGGCCAGCUACGUAUGA